AUGCAUGUUCUUGUAGCCAUUACUUUCACGGUUUCGUGGGUACUUUUUUGUGCGGCACUUUUUAAGCAUGUUGAGGAUUGGACAUAUAGUAAAUCCUUAUAUUUUGUUUGUAUUUCGCUUUUAACUGUUGGACUUGGAGACGUAAAAGUAUCUAGAAGAGGCUAUAUGCUUAUAUUUUUUGUGUUUGUAAUGAUCGGACUUUCAUUGGUAUCAAUGUGCAUAAAUGUGAUACAGAACUCCAUCGAGGAUUUUUAUAAACGACUAUUAACCCAAACACUCGAGAAUUAUAAGCAUGGUGAUGCUUCGAAAAUUGAACACAAUUUUCUUGCAAAAGUACUACUUCCACUAUUGGGAAAGCGUAGAAAGGAGUCCAUGAUGCGUCAAAUGCGCGAAGAGGCUGUCAAGAGUGGAAUAGAUUUGCCAAAUACUUUUGAGGGGAUUUUUGAUGGAUCUAAGGAAGAUACAAGUUCUAUAAGCAAUGUUUCUGACUUUGAAGUUGAGAUCCAACUCCCAUCUCCAAGUUUAUCUUUAAAGACUGAAGAGAAUGAAGAAUCUAUCCAUGAAAAACCUGCAUUAUUAGAGGUAUUAUCUAUAACUCUUCAAAAUUUUAUUAUAAAAUAUCUUCAGAUUCCACAAGAAGGCUGGUUCCGUCAAAGACGUCCAAGCUUUCAAUUAGACGAUGAUCAAAUGAGAAUGAUUCCAUAUGUCGAUUCAGAUGUGUUUUCAAUGAAUAAUAACAUUAUUGACAAUAAUUACAUUUAUACAAGAGAGAGGAAUGAGAGAGACCAUCAAAUUGAUAAUAAUAACAAUGAGAAGGAGGAUGAGGAUGAUUUGAUACCGCAUUUGAAAGUAGUACAAGGUGCUAUUGUUCUGACUGACAAAGGCGAACAACAAAUGGUUCAUAGCAUAGUAUGCUCAAACAGUCACUUACCUUAA
Messenger RNA from Meloidogyne enterolobii, 936 nucleotides. NCBI's taxonomy places the organism in Eukaryota, Metazoa, Nematoda, Chromadorea, Rhabditida, Meloidogynidae. The record is from the annotation of a GenBank genome assembly.